Molecule: messenger RNA, 1524 nt
Organism: Lineus longissimus
Lineage: Eukaryota; Metazoa; Nemertea; Pilidiophora; Heteronemertea; Lineidae
Product: mitotic spindle assembly checkpoint protein MAD2A-like
Exons: 5
Coding region: 55-702 (215 amino acids)
Biological process (GO): mitotic spindle assembly checkpoint signaling
Cellular component (GO): kinetochore; nucleoplasm; cytoplasm
Source: RefSeq, a predicted model, not a curated record
AAAAUGACUGUUAGCCAAUCAAAUUAGUUGUUUCAUCUUUGUCCAAUCAGGGCCAUGGAUACAUUCUUCUCCCUUCCAUUUGAAAUCAUGCCGCCAGCAACACAACAACAGCACGCGAUUACGCUCAAAGGAUCUGCCGAAAUAGUGGCAGAAUUCUUCUUCUAUGGCAUCAAUAGUAUACUCUACCAGAGAGGGAUCUACCCAACGGAACAGUUUCAAAGGACGGCACAAUAUGGCAUGUCCCUUCUUGUCACCACAGAUAAUGAGGUUACCACUUAUGUCAAAGAACUGCUUGCACAAGUCAAAGGUUGGUUGAUGAAUAUGUGCAUCCAGAAACUGGUGGUGGUGAUCAAAUGUAAAGAGACCAAUGAGACCUUGGAGAAGUGGCAGUUCAACAUUGAAUGCGACAAGACUGCUAAGGAAACUGGCAAAGCUGGUGCAGGAAAGGAGGAGAAAGACAUUCGCAAGGAAAUUGGUUCAGUACUUCGUCAGAUCACAGCAAGCGUCUCCUUCCUGCCAUUACUUGACAAAGUCUGUGUCUUUGAUGUACUAGUUUACACGGACCGUGACUUGGAAGUUCCAGAGGAAUGGGGCGAAUCGAAUGCUCACUUCAUUGAGAAUUCAGAGGAAGUGCGUCUCCGAUCCUUCAAUACUCGUAUUCAUAAAGUGGAUGCCAUGGUGUGCUAUAAGAACAUUGACUAAAUGCGCUCAUUUCAAAAUUGUAUUCGUAAAGUCGAUGCCUGGCGUGGUACAAGAACAUUGAUGUAUGCCAUAAACUGUGUCUGAGAAUCCGAUCUAGUCUUUCCUGGAGGUAUGUGUGCAUGUUUUGGUGUCUUUCCUUUUGAAGGAGGACAAUCGAUUGCCUGAAUGAGGGGAGUGCGAGAAACCUCCUCCCUGUGCAUGUACGCAUCUUGUAUGCUCUGAAACCAACCCGCCCUCUGUGCAUACAUGUACAUGUACGUACUAUUAUUUGAUAAGGGCUGCUAUUCUCUUGAGCCUAUAGUCCUUAAUCAAACCUGAAACCUUUGCUUAACUUACGUGUACAAUUCAGUUUAAUUGGAAAGUGGGCUUAAGAUUGCUUGUUGAUUAUCAAUUUUGGGAGGCAGGAGGAUGAAAGUCGAUGUCAGUAUCUUGGGCCUGCCACGUGGGUGUGGGUCAGAUAAGUUUUGGAUCACUGUAUGCAGAUAGUGCUUCAGCUAGAAUUCUAAAAAAAGGAGGGGCAGAAAAGGUCUGAAAGGACAGGAUGCAGUGCCCUGUUUUGUAAGGAAAGUGCAUUGGACUCUGAUGAAAAACAGCAGGAUAAUAAGAAUAAUUGAGAAAAGACACAGAGUGUCGCUCCUUGCAAAAACAUGGCUGAAAUACUAGCAGAGUUUAUUGAUGUGAAUUUCACCACUGUUACACAAAUUGCAAUUAACUUUUGACCUUGAUGCAGUUUGCAUCCAACCACCACUUGACUGCAAGUAUGUACAUGUAAUCCAUUUCAGUUGUUGUCCGUUGGUAUUGUAUAUAUAAAGUUGAAAAUAG